Molecule: messenger RNA, 3693 nt
Organism: Anastrepha obliqua
Lineage: Eukaryota; Metazoa; Arthropoda; Insecta; Diptera; Tephritidae
Gene: Oseg4
Product: WD repeat-containing protein 35
Exons: 16
Coding region: 22-3666 (1214 amino acids)
Biological process (GO): intraciliary retrograde transport; protein localization to cilium; non-motile cilium assembly
Cellular component (GO): intraciliary transport particle A; non-motile cilium
Molecular function (GO): protein binding
Source: RefSeq, a predicted model, not a curated record
CAGUAAACGAAUUUUCCGAUAAUGGUGGUGGUAAAAAAUAGGAGAAAACUGAUUUUCUACAAAAUGUUUGUCUAUUUAAGCAAAAAGAUUGCAAUACCCAACAAUGUAAAGCUGAAUUGCAUUGCGUGGAGUAAAGACCAGGGCUAUAUAGCAGUAGCCGGAUCCGAGGGUCUAUUAAAAGUGCUCAAAUUAGAACAAGCGUCCAAUGGUCAGAACAAAGGCAAUCUGGCUGCUGUGUCCAAUUUGUCAAUGAAUCAAACAUUAGACGGACAUAAAGAAGCCGUAAAAGUUGUUACAUGGAAUGAGUCGCAACAGAAGUUGACAUCCUCUGAUGUGGAUGGUGUCAUCAUGGUUUGGAUGCUCUACAAAGGUUCUUGGUAUGAGGAAAUGACCAACGAUCGGAAGAAAUCCACCGUGAACAGCAUGAGUUGGACAUCGGACGGUGCUAAGAUAUGUAUAGUUUACGAAGAUGGUGCUAUUAUUGUAGGCUCUGUUGAUGGAAACCGCAUCUGGGGCAAAGAAUUAAAGAAUGCACACUUAACAAGUGUACAAUGGAGUCCCGAUAAUCGCUUGAUAUUAUUUGGCUUAGCAACUGGUGAAUGCCAUUUGUAUGAUAAUCAAGGAAAUUUUGCGAUGAAGCUGAAUAUACAAUGUGUUUCGUUGAGUCCGAAUCGAAACUUUAGAAUCUCGGCUCUAUGCUGGUUUAGCGGACGCACAUCUUCUAAUAGACCCGUGUUGGCCAUUUGCUUUGAGACGUGUAAGCUGCAAAUUAUGCGCAACGAAAGUGACGACGCGCCCAUAAUCCUCGAUACUGGCAUGCGUAACAUAGACGCCGAGUGGAAUCAUGAUGGCUCCGUUCUGGCUAUUUGUGGCACUCUUAUUGACUACUCUACUUCAAAAGAAUUGAAUCAAGUCAGCUUUUAUUCACCAUUCGGACAUCUACUGCGGACUUUAAAGGUGCCAGGCAAUGAAAUUUCCUCCCUCUCAUGGGAGGGGAAGUCUCUGCGUAUUGCAAUGGCUGUCGAUUCAUUCAUAUAUUUCGCCAAUAUACGUCCGGACUAUAUGUGGUGUUACUUUGAGAAAACAGUCGUAUUUCUGAAUAGGAACAGUAGCAAUUACACGCGUAAUGCCACAACUAAUGUAAUCACUUUCUGGAGUACCAUUUCGAAUCAGAGUUUUUUAAAGGAAGUUGAGCCAGCUUUAGGGAUGGCUGCUUGCAAUGAACAUUGCGUUAUUGCUGUGGAAUGUUUAAACAGUAAUAUGAAAGACAAUACUGUCAGCGGUAAUAAGGACCGAACGCCAAGCGAUGAUAAAUGCUAUCAACUAUUGUUGUGCAACUCUAUCGGGACUACAGUGGAUUCCAAAUAUACCGACAUGAAACCAAAUUUUAUUGGCAUCAAUUCGGGGCACGUAACAAUAGCCUCCUUUGACGAAGUACUUAUCUGGCACUACAGUACGCCCAAGAGCGCCGCUAAUUUACAUGGCGCGAAAACGCGCAAAGAGCAUCGAUUUCACAUAGAUGACACACCGACCGGCGUCGAAAUGGCCAAAGACUUAGUUAUUGCCACCGGUGGCAGCAGUGCAGACAACAAGGGUUACAAGCAGCACGUAAACAUGGAUCCCAUUUGCGCGCUUGCUAUGUCCGAGAAGAUUUUGUUGGUGGCACGCGAUUCGGGUGUCAUAAACGAGUACAGCGUGCCGAAUGUGGCGCUACGAAAUCGUCACAAGAUCAAUGCAAGGCCCUAUAAAAUGGCCAUUAAUUGCAACUCCAGCCGUGCAGCUGUUAUCGAUGAUGCGGGCGUUAUGACUUUGCUUGACUUGGACGAUGAUCGUGAAUCGCAAUUGAACUUCAAUCGUGUUGAACGCAAGGAUGUUUGGGCCAUUUGUUGGGCCAAGGAUAACCCCUUGUUAUUAGCAUUAAUGGAGAAGACGCGCAUGUACGUGUUUCGUGGCAAUGAUCCUGAGGAGCCUAUUUCUUGUUCCGGUUAUAUUUGCGUUUUUGAAGAUUUGGAAAUCACAAGUGUGCUACUCGACGAUAUAAUCAGCGGCGACGAAACGCAGAAUGCCAUUAGCCAUAUAAUACAGUUGCGCGUUAAGUCAUUGCGUGACACCGAUGAUCUGCUGCAGCACGUGGGCCUAGAAGAUGCCAAGCAAUUCAUCGAAGAUAAUCCACAUCCGCGCUUAUGGCGUUUGUUAGCUGAGGCAGCUUUGAAGAAACUAGAAUUGGGCAUGGCGGAGAAUGCGUUUGUACGUUGUGCAAACUACCCGGGAAUACAAUUGAUAAAGCGCCUCCGUAAUAUACCGUCGCCAAUGUUGCAAAAGGCUGAGGUGUCAGCCUUCUAUGGCGAAUUUGAAGAGGCUGAAAAAUUGUACAUGGAUGCAGAUAGAAGAGAUUUGGCAAUCAAUUUGCGUAUUACACUUUGCGAUUGGUUUCGUGCCGUGCAGCUGUACCGUAUGGGUUCCGGCGUUUCGGAUCAACAAAUGGAAACCGCUUGGCGUGAAAUCGGCAAUCAUUUUGCUAGUCUACGUUCGUGGGAAAGCGCAAAAGAAUACUAUGAAAAAUCGCAUCACAUUGAGGGUCUAAUGGAUGCGCUUUACCACCUGGAGAGAUUUGAUGAGCUGGAACAGUGUAUUGAUAAAUUGCCCGAAAAAAGUCCAUUGCUUGCUAAAAUUGCCGAAAUGUUGGCCUCUGUUGGUAUGUGUUCCGAAGCAGUGAAGGCCUAUUUAAAAAUGGGCGACCCCAAAUCUGCGGUAAAUGCUUGCGUCAAUUUGCGCCAAUGGGGUGAGGCGUUGCAACUCGCUCGCAAAUUCGACAUGCCACAGAUUGGUAAUUUGUUGGGCAAGCAUGCAGCACAACUCAUCAAAGAGGAUCGCCUGCCUGAGGCAAUAGAACUACAAAAGAAAGCCGGCCGCUUUUUAGAAGCAGCGCGUUUACUUGGCAAAUUGGCGCAACGUGAAGCGGAUAAGGACUCCAGUAUGCUGCGAGUGAAAAAACUGUAUAUAUUGGCUGCUUUACUUGCCGAGGAGCAUUUGAAGACGUUGAGUACAGCCGAGCUGAGUUACAAAGUAGAUCGCAAUUCAUUAUUGGACACGAUGAGUCCAGAAGAUGCCCACGUCGUUGAACAUAUGUGGCAUGCGGCCGAAGCCUAUCACUUCAUGAUGUUGGCACAACGUCAACUGCGUUUUGGAAUCGUGCACAACGCGGUCGUUACAGCACUUCGCUUGCGUGAUUAUGACGACAUCCUGCCUGUAGAAGACGUAUAUAAUAUUUUAGCGUUGGCUAGUUGCGCAGACAGGUCGUUUGGUACUGCUGCCAAGGCCUUUACAAAGCUCGAAUCGUUGGAAAGUAUACCGGAGCGUAGAACUCAUGAGUACAAAGAGCUUGCCACAAGUAUUUUCUCAAAGUAUGGCUCUGAGGAUGCCAAAGUGGAGUUGGUCAAGUGUUAUGCUUGUAAUGCUCCAGUGCCUGAUAGUUUACCAGCGUGCACAAUUUGCGGUGCCCGUUUUCCAGCUUGUGUUUCAUCAGGAAAACCCAUCACACAACCAACUAGCAAUAUUUGGAUUUGUGGUAUCUGCCACCAUUGCGCUGCGCCAGUUGAGAUCACACGACACCAUACUUGUCCGCUCUGUCACAGCUUAAUAAUAUCAAUGACACUAGAGAUUUAAAGUUUAAAUAACAUACAUACAUACAUG